GACAAUGAGCGGGAGGAGCUUUCAAGCGUCUGUGUUUCUUAAAAUGAACUGAACAUUUCUGCGAAGCUGGCUUCAUUCUUAGUGAAAUAAUAGAUAAGAGCAUCAAGUGAACAUAAACAAUGAUCAACAAUCAGUGUUUGGCGGCAGCGGUUGCCAUUUGUGCCUUAUCGUUUGCGGUUAUACACGCAAAGAAGAAGAAGAAAAAGAAGCGCCGAAGGGUUUGGACCAAACCACAUUUGCGGGGUCGCGGACAAUAUGGCUUGGAAAUUCUACAGCGGCAAUUGGAGCUUAAUGACAAAUCAGGAUUCAGAGAACUACUCCGGAUGACUGCAGAUGAGUUUGAGUUUCUGCUGGAGAGAGUGUCACCUCUUAUAUCCAAACAGAAUACCAAACUGCGGAAGGCGAUCACGGCUAGAGAUCGGCUCUCCAUAACCUUGAGAUAUUUGGCUACAGGUGAGACCUUUACAUCACUGGCGUUUCAAUAUUGUAUUGGCAGAUCCACUGUGUCCUGUAUUGUCACAACGACAUGUGAAGCCCUCCAUCUAGUCCUAAAGGAUGAAUAUUUGAAGACCCCUACAUCUGAGGACGAGUGGCGAACUAUAGCCAAGCACUUCUUUGAGAGAUGGCAGUUUCCAAACUGCCUGGGUGCUUUGGAUGGCAAGCAAAUUAACAUACAGCCACCAUACAACUCGGGCAGCACAUACUACAAUAACCAAGGCCAUUUCUCUGUUGUGCUCACAGCUGUAGCAGAUGCAAGAUACUACUUCACCUAUGUCUAUGUGGGCUGCCAGAGUAGACUUGCUGAAACUGGCAUCUUUGCCCAUUCUGACCUGCGCAGAGCCAUGGAUGAAGGACACCUGAAUGUGCCACAAGCAGAGCCUCUACCAAAUAUGGGGGAUGUAUUUCCAUACAUGUUUGUGGGUGAUGAUGCAUUCCCACUGCGAGCAGACCUAAUGAAGCCUUACUCUAGCAGACAGUUGGACCAUGAUGAAAGAGUUUUCAAUUACCGGCUGUCGAGAGCUCGCAGUGUGGUAGAAAAUGCUUUUGGGAUUAUGGCAAACCGCCUUCGUGUGUUCAGAACUACCAUCUGCUUGAAGCCAGAAAAGGUAGUGAAAGUAACCUUGGCAUCAUUGUGUAUCCACAACUAUCUUAUACGCUGCCAAUCUGAUGCAUACAUGCCACCUAUGCUCGCAGACUGGGAAAAUGCCGCGCAUGAAGUAAUCUCUGGGAGAUGGAGAUCAGAUGGACCUGGGACACUUCAGGAUGUACCUUUAGGAUCAGCACGCAAUCCCUCACAGCAUGCCAAGGACCAGCGUGACAAACUUAAACAGUACUUUGUCUCACCUAUGGGCCAGAUGCCUUGGCAGGAGAACCAUAUUUAGCCUGCCACAAGUUCAAGGUCAAUGACUUUGCUAAUAAAGCUGACCUCUUUUACAAACCGUGGCAAAUCUGGUUCUUAAUGUGGAAAGGAGGAAGCGGGGACCGGGUGAACAAUCCAUGUGGACAUUUAUUGCUCCACUUUUCAGUGACACAAUAAGACAUUGGUUGUUCCACUGUUCAGUGUCACACAUAACACACUGCUUUUCAGCAGCCACUUCACACUGACACACAGCUCUGGCAUCUCUCUCUCGAACUAGUACUCCGGCUCCUCUUUAUCUCUCUUCCGGCUGAUUGCUAAUUCUCUGCUAGGCAUCCAUCCUUACUGCUCGGCCACGCCCGGCUCGCCACAUAGACUUUGUUGAAUGUUCUGACAAACAGUGACAUUAUUGAAGUCCUUAUGGUAUUUUUUUUCUUUUAAUAAACUUUUGAAGUACUGUAAACAGUCUUGCUUACAGUGUCCUGUAUAAAUAUACACAACACUUAGACUGGAUGCAACUAACUAGUUCAGUGAUUUCACAGUAGCUAUUAAUAAAUUAGUGCCUUAUUUGGACACAAAGUAUGCUCUUUAAUCCUGUCAUAUUAUAGUCUGUAGUGCAUUAAGACCAAUUAAAGCUUUACAAACACCUAUAUUUCACCAACACCGAAACAUCAAGGUAAAAAUUAUGUUAUCAGGCGGUAACAUUGCAAGACAGUAAAAAAGAUCUUGGAAUAAACAUAAUUUAUUUCAUUAGUUAAUUAUAUUAGUGGUAGUGUUCAUAUGAGGUGUUUUUUGUUCCAUUUAUAGGUGAAGUGGUAUAAAAACAAGGGGAAAGUUCACCCAAAAAUGUUCUCAUCAUUUACUCCCUUGUGCCAUCAUGUGUAUGACUUUCUCUCUUCUGCUGAACACAAACGCAGAUAAAGGCAGCAUAAAAGUAAUCCAUAAGACUUAAGUGGUUAAAUCUAUUUCUUCCAAAGAGAUCCAGUUGGUUUUGUGUGAGAACAGUUUAAAAUAUAACUCCUUUUUUACUGUACAUCUUGACAGCAGUCUUCGUGGCAAUCAUGAUUUCGACCUUGAUUACGCUUCCUCUAGGGCCAUCUAGUUAUGAAGGUCAAUCUGUUGCAAAACUCGAGAGCUUGAUUUGAAGUUGAGAACUUGUACAUAUUGUAAAUAUUUGUACUUGUGAGUGGAAAAUUACACGCACAGCCCUGAUGAAAAAUUGAGUUGAAAUGCUGCAAUCUGCACUCACUUUUGAAUUCAAAGUUACAGACGAAGAGUCAAUACAUUGACAAACACAAAGUUGUAUUACAUAUUUACUUUUGUACUUUAAUUCACUUCCGCAGUACAACCACAAAUGGGCAGUUACAACCUCUCAAAUUUGCUACUGCAACUUUAAAUCUUCCCGCCUUGACUUUUGCAAAAAACCUGUAGCUUGUAAAUCAGAUGUGAGAGCAGACUACCGGUGUUCUGAAAUAUUCAGUUUCUGAGAUUUUCGGUUGCACUGGGCGGAGCAAACAUGAAUAUUCACGAGUUUCCUGUUUCGUGUUAAAGCAACACUGAAAAUAUUAGUGCCUGCACAAUUUAAUAAAUUGCUGUGAAAAGAUGAACAGUUAAGCUUAACUUCGUUUGAUGCUGAAACUUAAUUACAUUUCCGAAAACAUAGUUUACUAGGUUAAAGUAAAUUUCUUAGUUUUUUUAUCUGUCAAAAUGAUGGACAGCAUUUGGAAUUAUCCGCCAAUGUUUCAAAAAAAUCUAUAAAUGACAGAGAAUUCUCAGUUAGUGCAGCUCCUGGCGGUGAGAGCUCGAUUAAAAGCUGCCUCUGGCAGUGAAAGAUUUUACCCCUACUGAGAAAUGUUUCUGCAGGGUGUUUAUAUUCGGUAAAACUACAUGGGAUGCGACAAUCCAGCCAGCUGUCAUAUGCCACGAGUUCUAAAUUUCCUUGAAAACAUGAACUAGAGGUUAGGUAUCAAUAGGUAUAAGAGUGAAGAAAAUCUCAAUUAUCACCAGAGAAAUGUUCCAACAGAUAAAAUACAGUGAAUUAUUGAUAACACCAGAGACAUGAUAGCUGGCAAAUCCUUAAAUUGUCAGAGUGCAGCAUUAUGCUAUAUUUCAGUCAUUUUCUGACAUUUAUUUAUCUUCUGUAUUAUGUAAAUGUUGCAUUAAAAUGUUUAAACUAAGUCUGGUAUGUUGCUGAAGUGCUUGGAUGGAAACAUGUUAGACAUUUAAAACACAUAACAACAUGAGUGUUAUUUCCAACAGAUUCUCCUAAUUUUCACAUUAAUGGGUAACUAUAUUAAUCAUGCUGGCUGACUGUCUAUAGAAGAUUAAAAACCAUGCCAUUAUUAUUUCAGUUAGUCAUUUCCCUUAUAUUUCUACUUCAGUAUUGUAACUGAUAUUGCAUUGUUGCAAAUUACCAAGCACAUGUUAAAUCUAAUGAAGUCAUACAGUACUUGCUUAGAUGAAUUGCAAUGCUACUGUAAUUAUUGUAAGAAACCCACUUGUAAAAUAAAGAUAAUAUUGUGCACAGUGUGCAUUCUUGUUUGAAAUGAGACUGUUCAUAUAUUUAUCCAUUCAGAAUAAA
Myxocyprinus asiaticus (Chinese sucker) is the source of this 3938-nucleotide messenger RNA. RefSeq lists its product as uncharacterized. The record is from RefSeq and is a predicted model, not a curated record. NCBI's taxonomy places the organism in Eukaryota, Metazoa, Chordata, Actinopteri, Cypriniformes, Catostomidae. The transcript is spliced from 4 exons. Bases 120 to 1382 code for a protein of 420 amino acids.